AAUCUCUCCAAGCCCGAAAAAGUUGUCAAACAGAGCCAACCAUCUGAUGGAUUGAGUUGGUCUCCUUUCAUUCAGUCGACGUUUCUGGACCAUGGACUGAAUCCCCCUGGGUCUACCCACAAUCAUGGCCAGUAGCAAACUCCAAGGACUGACCCAAUUCUGGCAAGCCUUCGACCUACCCUCGGUUCAAGGCCAAUUAGACGAAGUGGCCACGGACAUCACGGCCCGCCAAGAUGCCAGUGAUGUCUCGAAGAAAUCCCUCAUCGAUCUCACCCGUGAAUUCAAGAAGAGCAACGACGAAGAGACCCGAUCCGCCGUGGCGCCCUUGAUUAAAAGCUUUCAAAACGAAGUGGAUGCCCUGUCCAAGCGCAGCAAGGCCGCGGAAAAGGCCUUUUUCGACUUGUACAAGAAGCUAGCCGAUGUGGCCGAUCCGGUACCGGUUUUAGAACACACGCUAGAAGCUCAGAAAAGCCUGUCCAAGUUGCAGGAUUAUGAGAUCGAGACGAAACAGUUGCGCGAGACCAUUCAGGAUUACAAUAAAGAGAUCCAGGAUUACAAGGUCAAGGAGAAGAAGCUGACUGAGCUGCAGGCCAAGGUGGAGGCGUAUGAUCGGAAUAUCGAUCAAACCUUGCAAGAACGCAUCAAGGAUGUGUCGGAGCGAAUGUUGGAAGAAUAUAAUGGAAAGCUUCGCCGGGUAGAAGAAGAUAAGGCCAUUUUGGCGGCUAGAAAUGAGGAAACCUCCCAGAAGUAUCACCAAACUCAGAGACAGCUCAAUGAGGUGCAAACCGAAUUGUUCGAAGCUUUGAGUAAACGAGAAGAGUCAAGAAAUGCAAAAAGUGAGGAAGUGGACAUCCUCAUGAAUGACCUGGAAACCUGUCAGAUCCGAGCCAAUACGGCCGAACGAGAAAUUGAUCAUUUGCGGGACGAAUUGAAGCACUUGAAGAAAGAGUUGAGCGAUAGAGAACAACACAUGCCGGAAGAGAAGAUCAAUCCGGAUCUGAUGGAAGAGCUCGAGUCCAAGAAAGCCGAGGUGAAGCAACUGAUGGACGAAACGAAUCAUUUGAAAGAAGAAAAAGAACGGGACAAGGUCAAAUGGGGCGACAUGAUUGAGGAGCAUCAAAUCGAAAUUCACCGUUUGAGGUCCUCAGUCGAAUCCAUGAGCGAGGCCUUGUCCUCACAAUCCGAUUAUGAGAGCAUCAAACGUGACUUAGAAAUCUUGCAGUCCCACGAGUUUCCCAAUGAAAACCUGAAUCUGAGCACCAAACGCCCAUUGGAGGUAAUGAUCUUGGAAAAGUCGAAAGUACUUCAAGCUGAGAAUGCCAACUUGAGGAUCGAUCGCGACAAAAUCGCCAAUGAGCUGGAGCUCCUGAGGAAUCGCCUCGAAGAGACUUCCAAGGAAGCUGAGACCAAAGGCAAGCUCGCUUCCGAACUUGAGGAGCACGUGGCCCGACUUCAACAAAUCUCGACUGUGAAUCGGGGAGAGGCUGAGGGGCGAUCAUCGGCGGACAUUCUGGUCGACGCCCUCGACCUUGGUUCUGACCUUGAUUAUCCUCCAAGCUCGACGACGCCUUUGGACGGGGAAUACGAUUCGUCCGUGGCUUUACUUCCAAUCGUGCAAGCUCAAAGAGAGCGAUAUCGUCAACGGAACGAAGAGUUGGAGGAGAGCUUUUCCAAGCAAUCCCAGCAACUCGUUCUCCUUCAGAAUCAGGUUCAAGACCUCCAGAGUGAUAAUGUGAAGCUAUAUGAGAAAAUACGAUAUCUCCAAGGCUAUGGGGGUCAUAGAGAUGCAUUGAAUAAUCAGGCGACCGGGUCCGUGGAAUCUCGCUACAAGACGCAAUACGACCAAAAGAUGGACCCAUUCUCGAGUUUCUCGCAGCAAGAAAAACAGAAACGUUAUGGGCAGCUCAAUGUCUUUGAGAAAAUCAUAUUGUCAUUUGUUCAAAUCAUCCUGUCGAACAAAACCGCCCGACUCUUCGUGUUUGCUUAUUCGAUGCUUCUCCAUGGCCUUGUGUUCAUGGUCUUGAUGAAAUUGGCUUACAGUGACGCCAAUCGACGCGAUUUGGCAGCCGAGUGGCAUGAGAAGUACAUGAACCAUAUGGAAGACGUCCAUGGUCACCAGGAUAAUCACGGAUAAUUUGUUCAUAAUUUCCCACAUUUCCAAAGCCAGAUUUUAACCCUUGGUCAAUGCCGCACGCGUGGUUCCAGUACUUUUGUGGCCUUUAUGCACUUUACCUGUUUAUGAUGCAGUGUGAGAUGUUCAGUUUCCAUUAUUGAAUAGAAAUAUAUAUUUUGGCCAACAAAAGCCAUGACUACAUAAGA
This is a messenger RNA of Tigriopus californicus, 2319 nucleotides long. Its product is annotated as protein CASP-like. The transcript has a single exon. Gene Ontology annotation, biological process: intra-Golgi vesicle-mediated transport. Bases 125 to 2134 code for a protein of 669 amino acids. NCBI's taxonomy places the organism in Eukaryota, Metazoa, Arthropoda, Copepoda, Harpacticoida, Harpacticidae. Gene Ontology annotation, cellular component: Golgi membrane. The record is from RefSeq and is a predicted model, not a curated record.